AUAUGGACUAGUGUAAGGUGGCAAUUAUUGGAGAUAUAGCCUAUAUACAUUACUGUUCAAACGCUUGUGGUCAGAAAGAUUUUUCUUUAAGAAAUUAAUACUUUUAUUCAGCAAGGAUGCUUUAACUUUAUCAAAAGUGACAGUAAAGACAUUUAUAUUGUUGCAAAAGAUUUCUAUUUUAAAUAUAUGCUGUUUUUUAACUUUCUUUUCAUCAAAGAAUCUUGGAAAAAAUGUAUCAUGGUUUGCACAAAAAUCAAUGUUUUCAACAUUGAUAAUAAUCAGAAAUGUUUCUUGAGCAGCAAAUCAGCAUAUUAGAAUGAUUUCUGAAGGAUCCUGUGACACUGAAGACUGGAGUAAUGAUUCUGAAAUCAGCUUUGAUCAAAGGAAUAAAUUACAUUUUGAUUGAAAAAUAUUUCACAACAUUUCUGUUUUUACUUUUUUUUAAUGCAGUCUUGGUGAGCAGAAGAGACUUCUUUCAAAAACAUUUAAAAAUCCUACUGACCCCAAACUUUUAAAUAAAUAAAUUAUAUACAGUGCCCUCCACUAAUAUUGGCACCCUUGGUAAAUAUGAGCAAAGGCGGCUGUGAAAAUAAAUAUGCAUUAUUUAUCCUUUUGAUCUUUCAUUCAAAAAAUUCACAAAAUUCUAACCUUUCAUUGAAGUAAAACAAUUAAAAAUGGGGGUAAAAGCUCAUUAUGAAAUAAAUGUUUUUCUCUAGUUCACUUUGGCCACAAUUAUUGGCACCCAAUUAUUGCAACGUCCUUUUCUCAAGAUAACAGUUCUGAGUCGUCUUCUAUAAUGCCUGAUGAGUUUGGAGAACACCUGACAAGAUGCAGAAUCUCUACAGAUCCUUCAGAUUCCCAGAUCCAUGUUGGUGCUUCUUCUCUUCAGCUCACUCCACUCAUUUUCUUUAGGGUUCAGGUCAGGGGACUGGGACGACCAUGGCAGAAGCUUAAAUUUGUGCUCAGUGACACAUUUUUGUGUUGGUUUUGAUGUUUGUUUUGGAUCAUUGUCCUGAUGGAAGAUCCAACCAUGGCCCAUUUUUGGAUUUCUAGCAGAAGCGGUCAGGUUUUGAUUUUUUUUAUUUUUUUAUCUGUUGGUAUUUGAUAGUAUCCAUGAUGCCAUGUAUCUGAACAAGAUGUCCUAGACCUCCAGCAGAACAAUAGGCCCACAACAUUAAAGAUCCAGCAGUAUAUUUAACAGUGGGCAUGGGGUACUUUUUAUCCAUGUGUGCACCAAACCCAUCUGGUGGGUUUGCUGCCAAAAAGCUCUCUUUUUAGUUUCAUCUGACCACAGAAGCCAGUCCCGUUUGAAGUUCCUGUAUUGGGGAUGUAGGUGCUGUUUGCUAAUUUUUUUUUUAGGCUUUCUGAGACUCAAGACUCAACUAAUCUCUGCAAUUCUCCAGCUAUGACCCUUGGAGAGUCUUUGGCCACUCAAACUUUCCUCCUCACCGCGCAUUAGGACGAUUUAGAUGCACGUCCUCUUCCAGGCAGAUUUGUGACAUCUUUAGUUGAUUGGAACUUCUUAAUUAUUGCCCUGAUGGUGGAAAUGGGGAUUUUCAAUGCUUUAGCUAUUUUCUUACAGCCAUUUUCUAUUUUGUGAAGCUCAACAAUCUUUUUCUGCACUUCAGAACUAUAUUCUUUGGUUUUACUUAUUGUGAUGAAAGAUUAAGGGAAUUUGGGGGGGGCAAACAGUUUGCAGUUUAGCUCAUUAUUACCGUCUAAUUAGCCAAUAUUGUCUUAAAUAGCCUGCAUAGCACUUCAUCUUUUAUAACAUGAGAUUUUUCUUAAAUUAGUUUUUGACAUAUAAGGUACUAAAAAAAUACCUUAAAGUAACUACAGAAGAGCAUGUAAAGCAAAUAUCUUAAAAAAAAAAAAAAAAAAUCCGUUCGGAGCAUGCCCCCGCCCCACGCAAUGUUCUCACCUUUUUUCCCCCUCACCUGUUUGCAUCCUUGAUAGACAGAUAGAUAGAUAUACAUGCUGUAUAUUUUCUGUGCAGGGCUCAUUCAUGAGGAGGAGAUGUCAGUGUUGGUGGAGUCUCUCAGACGGUUGUUCCUGAACCCCGGCUGCUCUCUCACAGAUAUCAGUAUAAGUCACAUUUGCGGUCACACACACUUGAUCAACGUGCUGAGAGCAUGUCCGACCCUGCUGAGCCUUUCUCUGGAGAUCUGCCCACCUGCCGAGAGAAACACAUGGGGGCAGCAGCCGCAUUUCACUGAAAACAAAGUGCUCUGCCUGGAAAAGCUGUCAGUCAAAUCCACUGGUCCAAUGACAGUCAAGUGUUUCCUGCCGGCCCUGACAUGGGCUCCUAAACUCAACAGCCUUCAUAUGACAGGAAUCCAUCUGUCACGACAAUUUUUUCACACAUUAGCAGGAUCUAAUCCAUUACUCAAGGUAAUAAAGCUGGAAGACAUAAACCUAGCUGACUAUCACCAGGAGAUGCUUCAUUUUCUGGAAUAUUCUGUGUUAGAAGAGCUGUCCUUGAAAGACUGUAGAUUGCUGGAUAAGUGUGAAGUAAAGAAGGACUUCCUGGUGCCAUUUGUUGAAGCACUGAAAGGGAUCUCGUCCCUCCAGAGCCUGAUGCUGGCCCAGAAUCGACUGGCAACGAGUGCCAUAGAGAUCGCCAACUUAUUCUCAGGUUCCUGUCCCAGCAAAAUCACAAAAUUAGACCUUAGCUCUAAUUUCAUUCUUCCUGCUGAACUUCUGGAGUUUGCACAGCUGCUGGAAACAUUCAGGCCGGUUCAGCGACUAACACUGGACCUGCGCUUUAAUCCACUGGAUCGUGACCCUGAGGUCAAAGCUCAAGCUCUGCGAAAGCUCAUCCCGUACUGUAACAUAUUAACGGAUGACUGGGACUCCAGGUCCACUAUGGCCGAUCACAUCAGUGUGAUGUGACAAACUCUUUAGCUGCCUUUUGAAAGACAUUUCCAUGUGGGGAAAAAGAUCACGCAGAUGUGACCGUAGACGACCAGCAUAAACAUCUUGGAUAUAUUUCACGUUUAAUGACGCUGAUAGGCAUAACCAUUAAAUUUGAUUAUAAUAAUGUUCACAGAAUAAAUAAAGUGAAAGAAACAGGAAAAGAAUUCAA
Ctenopharyngodon idella (grass carp) is the source of this 3085-nucleotide messenger RNA. RefSeq names its product leucine rich repeat containing 41 (gene lrrc41). The transcript is spliced from 6 exons. Bases 1975 to 2892 code for a protein of 305 amino acids. Lineage: Eukaryota; Metazoa; Chordata; Actinopteri; Cypriniformes; Xenocyprididae. The record is from RefSeq and is a predicted model, not a curated record.